GCGGUCCAACAGAUUUUGGACGAAGAAUCCAUCACGACUGACACUUGGAGCACGAGCCGAAAUGGACAAUUCUUCAAAGUGAGUAACUAUUCGAGCAAUUCCUUCUGGCGUGUAGACAAUCGAAUUAUGUAUUUUAUUGUCGGAACCUGGACAACCCUUUUUGAUUUCUUACUCGCAGUCGAAUUCUCCGUGGUUGGAGAGGACAAAAUAGAGUCAAUCUUAGAUCGCCUAGCUUUUUUCAAUGUCGGUAAAACGGUGGAUUCCUCAAUAAUGGUAAUCGAGCCCACAGCUUUUCUACGAAAAAGAGAAAGACCACCCAAGACUGGACAUGUAUCUCAAGUUGGAAUUCAAGAAUUCCUUCGUUCCUUGAAGUCACGCCUCUGUGUGGCCCAGGUAUACAACGAAAUCAAGCAACGCGGGAGGUUUGAUAUGAACUACCUUUGUAACCUGAUCUGCGCAGCUGUUGUUGCUGACAUCGCCUUGGUUACCAAUUCGGCUGGAGUGGUUUUCGCCAGUAUGCUGUUGUCCCCACUGAUGGUUUUCCGACACAGGAGGCCUUCUACUAUCCACUUCGAACUAUACUAUCGUUCAGCUGUAGCACCCUUCCGGUGCCUAACUGCCAUGCCACCCGAAGGUUGCACGAGGGCUGGGAUACUGCCAGGUUGUCAAAGCCUGGACAGGGGAAGUCGAGAGGCAGCGCUCGGGUUCGAACUACGGACCUACGGACCUUCGGAUCCAAUUAUGUGUAUCCUCUUUGGACUGACUCUACGUGAACCACACAUGUUAAGGACCGGUGCUCGUAACACGGCCAUCUCACUGCUAUUUUGUGUAUUACUAGUAGGAAAAUGUGAACUCAAGCAGAGUGACAGAAACUACAUUUACCGCAGUUUCCUGCACUUACUUGGCAAUCUGGACCAUUCUUACAGUUUGGCUGGCGAACCACUUGCCAUUCAAAGCUCUGGGAGAUUCGAUAACAAUCAGCAUGACCAACUGAGUUUUCAUUGCCUAUCAAGAAAUUUGAUACCAAGUUUGUCAGAUAUCCAAAAAGCAAACUGUUCAGUGCUUUCUAUAUAG
Opisthorchis viverrini is the source of this 1074-nucleotide messenger RNA. RefSeq lists its product as hypothetical. NCBI's taxonomy places the organism in Eukaryota, Metazoa, Platyhelminthes, Trematoda, Opisthorchiida, Opisthorchiidae. The record is from RefSeq and is a predicted model, not a curated record. The transcript is spliced from 8 exons. The annotation marks the transcript as partial.